Messenger RNA from Linum tenue, 603 nucleotides. The record is from the annotation of a GenBank genome assembly. NCBI's taxonomy places the organism in Eukaryota, Viridiplantae, Streptophyta, Magnoliopsida, Malpighiales, Linaceae.
AUGGAGAGUGAUGGCAGUGGCAUUAGGAGGCGUGUAGAUGCAGAGGAAGAAGAUGAAGAAGGAGGAGCACAACAACGAGAAUAUUAUCCAGCCGGCAGCAGCUGUCCCAACUUACCUCUCCCAGGUGGCGAUGACAAUCGAUUGAAGGAGCUGGGUUAUAAGCAAGAACCCCGUCGCCAUCUGUCGGCGAUUGGGAGUUUCACGACGACUUUCAACAUCAUAUCGGUAAUCGCGGGGAUUAGCACACUAUACCAUAUGGGCUUGGGUUUUGGUGGGCCUGUAACGAUGAUCUACGGCUGGCCCAUAGUGGGCUCUUUCACGCUAAUGGUGGCCUUCUCCAUGGCUGAGAUCUGCUCAGCUUAUCCCACCUCCAGUGGGCGUUACUUCUGGAGUGCAAAGCUGUGUGGCAACCAGUGGGGGCCUUUUGCGUCUUGGCUUACAAGAUGGUAUGUCGUAUGCACGCACUCCUCCUCCUCCAUCUCUCUCAUUUCUUUUCUCUUGUCUACAAACCACUAUAAGACAAUGUCGAUAAAAUGUUUUUGCCACAUCAGCCUUUGCUUAAACGACAGCACAGUGCGGAUGGGCUUUUCUGUAAAUUCCUAA